Messenger RNA from Sodiomyces alkalinus F11, 1533 nucleotides. RefSeq names its product carbon-nitrogen hydrolase. The record is from RefSeq and is a predicted model, not a curated record. Gene Ontology annotation, cellular component: mitochondrion. The transcript has a single exon. Gene Ontology annotation, molecular function: omega-amidase activity. The coding region runs from base 248 to 1177 and encodes 309 amino acids. Gene Ontology annotation, biological process: L-glutamine metabolic process; oxaloacetate metabolic process. NCBI's taxonomy places the organism in Eukaryota, Fungi, Ascomycota, Sordariomycetes, Glomerellales, Plectosphaerellaceae.
CAGUGCGUAAUUGUAUCACACCGGAACUCGACACAAGUUCAACCACCACACUCCAACUUAACAUAUGCCCUGGUCAGAUCAUAGACCAUUUGAUGAAUUAAGACGGGAUCAGGCUUCAAGACCCCCGUCUUCCCCUCUCCACCUCUCGGCUAGACCAUUUCCAGCGAUGCGUAACGCCCUCAAAACAUUAUCAGUUCUGUCUCGCUCUCUCCGGCACCCCGCUCACCGAUUUGUCCCGUUCCGCGCAAUGGCCUCCUCCCUCGCUUCACCGUCGCCGGUGCUCAAAAAACCCGUUAAACUGGCCUGCAUCCAGCUCGCGGCUGGCAGCGACAAGCAGGCCAACCUCGAACACGCGCGCAGCAAGGUGCUCGAGGCGGCGCAGGCCGGGGCCGGCAUCAUCGUACUGCCCGAGUGCUUCAACUCGCCGUACGGCUGCGACUUCUUCCCGCGCUACGCCGAGACGCUCCUCCCGUCCCCUCCCCCGCGGGACCAGUCCCCGUCGUUCCACGCGCUGUCGGCCAUGGCCGCCGAGGCCGGGGCGUACCUGGUCGGGGGGUCGAUCCCGGAGCGCGACCCGCAGGUGCCGGACCGGUACUACAACACCAGCCUGACGUUCGACCGGCGCGGGCGGCUGCUGGCGACGCACCGCAAGGUGCACCUCUUCGACAUCGACAUCCCCGGCAAGAUCACGUUCCGCGAGUCGGACGUGCUGAGCCCGGGCAACAAGGUGACGGUCGUCGACCUGCCCGACUACGGGCGCAUCGGCGUGGCCAUUUGCUAUGACGUGCGGUUCCCCGAGCUGGCGGCCAUCGCGGCGCGCAAGGGCUGCUUCGCGCUCGUGUACCCGGGGGCGUUCAACCUCACGACGGGGCCCAUGCACUGGAAGCUCCUCGCGCAGGGCCGGGCUGUCGACAACCAGGUCUACGUGGCGCUGUGCAGUCCCGCGCGGGAUGUGAGCGGGCCCUACCACGCCUGGGGCCAUAGCAUGAUCGUCGAUCCGUUGGCGGAGGUGGUGGUCGAGGCGGAGGAAAAGGAAGCCAUUGUCUCGUGGGGGCUCGACAAUGGCAAGAUCGAGGAGGUGCGCCGUAACAUUCCAUUGACGACGCAACGGCGCUUUGACGUGUAUCCAGAUGUAAGUCAAGGCGACGUCAAGUUCACGGAGGAGGGUCUACCGUGAGUUCUAUCGUGCGAGCUCGAAAAAUUGAAUGUAUGCCCUACGUACUUACUGUCUAGAACCCAAGUAUCCUGGUAUGUCAGGAACCGUUCUAAUUACUUUGUGAAGUUGUGGUAAUGAGGACCGACGGGCACGGACUUUGACCUUCGGGAUGCUGGCUCUCGAUUCAGGUGUCGGUUUACGUCGGAAUUUCCCAUCUUAGAAGUAAAGUACAUUGUACUCUGGCGUCACAUUGAAGGCAGUCUUACAUCCGCAUUUCCCGCAUUUCCCGCAUUUCCCUCGUUUCCCGCAUUUUCUAUAUUAUCAAUCUACGGAUGCCCAUCCCUAAUUGUCAGAGUAUCCGUAAGCAAAACCCUGGC